AAUCAUUGGAACUACAAAACAGAGCUGACUCCACUCACAAAUCUUGUCACUCCAAUGGCAAUACAUAUGGACUAGAUUCUCUCCUUAUACGUAGCUUAAUGAACUCCACAAGCUACUUUCACUCGUUGCUCUCAUAUAGGCCCCCCCCCCCCCCCCAACCAGAUUAAAUCAAUUCAUAAAAUUAUAUUAUCAAUCAAUAUUUUCUUCUCUCUUUCACCAAACUCUGUAUUCCUUCCCCAACAUGUGAAAAAGAGCAAAAACACAUUUAGAGAGAACUUUUUUCAAUUCUUCCUAAAAAUGAGCCAGUGUGUUCCUAGUUGGGAUGUUGAAGAAAAUCCAGAACCACCAAGAGUCACUCUUCGUUCCAACUCUAAUUCAACUAACCCUGAUGUUCCCAUGUUAGACUAUGAUGUUGCGGAACUAACAUGGGAAAAUGGACAAAUUUCGAUGCAUGGCUUAGGGUUACCGAGAGUUCCGGUUAAACACUCAACAAACGCAGCUACCACUCCUAACAAAGAUACAUGGGAGAAGCCUCGUGCUAGUGGCACGUUGGAGUCCAUAGUGAACCAAGCGACUACCAUACCACACCGCGGAAAAUCACCAUUUUUCGCCGGUGGUGGUAUGUAUGGUAACGUGUUAGUCCCAUGGCUUGACCCUCAAAGGGCCGCAGCCAUAUCUGCAACAACCAACGGUAUGACUAUGGAUGCGUUGGUGCCAUGCUCCAAUCCCACAAAGGAGCAGAGAAUCCAAACAAUGGAUUCAAUCUCCAGAGUAGGGAUUGGAACGUAUAUGGUUGGUGGUCCCACACCAGUGGGGUCUUGUAGCGCUGCCCCCGCCGCAACGCAGGAAGAAGGGGCCCUGGUUGUUGCGGCUGCGGUAAAGCGUGGAAGGGUAGCGCAUGUAGUGGGGAGUGGGAGGGGUCAGAGUGUGAGUGGUAGUGGGACGUUUGGGAGACAAAGUGAACAAGUGACACUAGACACGUACGAGAGGGAAUUUGGUAUGGGUGGUUUUACUUCGACUUCAAUAGCGUCUUUGGAUAACACUAGCUCCGAAAAACAGUGCACAAAGACCACCGUUGACGACCAUGAUUCUGUUUGCCAUAGUAGACCAACGAUGGAGGAUGCUGACGUGGAUGCUAAAAAAAGAGAAAAUCGAAAAUCAUCCGUUUCCACUAAAAGGAGCAGAGCUGCAGCUAUACACAAUCAAUCUGAAAGAAAAAGGAGGGAUAAGAUAAACCAAAGAAUGAAGACAUUGCAAAAGUUGGUCCCAAAUUCCAAUAAGACUGAUAAAGCUUCAAUGUUGGAUGAGGUGAUAGAAUAUCUGAAAAAUUUGCAAGCACAAGUGCAAAUAGUGAAUAGAUUCAACAUGUCGUCGAUGAUGAUGCCAAUGAACAUGCAGCAACAACUUCAAAUGUCGAUCAUGAAUCAAAUGGGUAUGGGAAUGGGGAUGGGAAUGACUGGGAUGCCUAUGGGUAUAGGAAUGGGGAUGGGAAUGGAUAUGAAUACCAUGAAUCGAGCUAAUAUACCUAACAUACCUGGAAUGCCUCCUGUCCUUCACCCUUCUGCAUUCAUGCCUAUGGCUUCAUGGGAUGUAGGCGGCAGCUGCGACCGGCUUCAAGGGCCUCCGGGAGCCACCGGGAUGACUGACCCACUCUCCACACUUCUUGGAUGCCAAUCGCAGCCCAUGAGCAUGGACGCCUAUAGUAGGAUUGCUGCCAUGUGUCAGCAGAUGCAACAACCUCAAGGUCCGGGUCCUAAGAGCUGAGCUGUGCAUGCCUAGUGUUCUACCGUUUUGUUGACUGCAACAAGAUUUUAUAUAUAAUUUAAUUUUUGAGAGAAACUAAACAUGUAUAUUAAUUAAAGCUCCAAAGCAAGUUAUGAGAAUAAAUAUACUGCCUUAUCUUGGGGUUAACAACUUUUACAUUAACAUUAAAUUAAAUCUCUUGCUUUGUUAUUUUA
This is a messenger RNA of Cicer arietinum (chickpea), 1958 nucleotides long. Its product is annotated as transcription factor UNE10. Gene Ontology annotation, cellular component: nucleus. NCBI's taxonomy places the organism in Eukaryota, Viridiplantae, Streptophyta, Magnoliopsida, Fabales, Fabaceae. The record is from RefSeq and is a predicted model, not a curated record. Gene Ontology annotation, molecular function: protein dimerization activity.